Anopheles funestus (African malaria mosquito) is the source of this 2332-nucleotide messenger RNA. It is a transcript of the gene Smyd4-2, whose product is annotated as SET and MYND domain-containing protein 4. Bases 102 to 2111 code for a protein of 669 amino acids. The transcript has 5 exons. The record is from RefSeq and is a predicted model, not a curated record. NCBI's taxonomy places the organism in Eukaryota, Metazoa, Arthropoda, Insecta, Diptera, Culicidae. Gene Ontology annotation, molecular function: protein binding.
AACACUGUUCACUUCAUUCUAAUUCCAAGUCGUCACACGAUAGGUUUUUUGGAGGUAUUUUUCUUCCGUCAGUUUGCGUGCAGUAGGCAACACCAAGUAAGAUGACCUCGAUCGAUAACGAUCCACUGUUUACAUCGUUGUGCAACGAAAAAACACUCCAAUCGCAGAAGGAAGGCUUCUUCAAUGAGUUUUACCAGUCGGUUGCGGAAAAUUUUACCGGCAAAAGUGCCCGCUGGCUGACGGAGGUGUACCAGAAGUUGUCGACGGACAAGGAACGGUUGCGCCUGAUCUACGAAGAUCCGGUCGUUGCGUAUGAGGUGCAGGGUACGCUCGAGCACGUAGAACCCGUAUUUCGGGCAAAGGAUGCAAAGUUUUCCUGGCAGCGUCGGGAACAGGCGCUUAAGUUGCUCGGCGAGAACAAGCUUCAGCAGGCGCUCAUAAUGGCGUGCCAAGCGGUAAUGCGUGCUCCCGAUCAGGGUGUGGAUCGUUACAUUGACAAGGGUUUAACGUUGGCGCUUGCACUGUGGACACGGGCCGAGGUGUUCAUACGCAUGCUGGAUGGUAAGCGCGCACUGCAGGAUCUUCAGCUUGCCUCCAAAUGUGGUCUGCCGGUAAAGCAGAACGCAGACUAUUACGCACGAGUUGCAAAGUGUUACGCACUUUCGUGUGAGAAUGGACGUGCGGAGGUGGCGACUAAAUUGUUCCACCAGCUGUCUGGUCACAAUGAUUACGCUCUAACGCGACUGAAGGAAGAUUUGGAGGAUUUGCGAGUGCUGAAGCAGGAAACACCAUCGGUUGAGGUGGAACGAACCUUACCCAAGCUGGCCGGUGAAGGACAAAGUGCCGACAUUGUUGGUGCAUCUACCAAGAUCAAGCUGGCCGGUAGUAAGGAAGAUGCGCGCGGUCGUUACGUUGUCGCCGCGGCAGAUCUCGGUCCAGGUGAGGUAAUUCUUACUGAGCAGGCUUAUGCUGCCUGUCUCUAUACGAAAUACCUUGGAACGCACUGUAGUGCAUGUUUCACCAGGUUGGUAGCACCCGUCGCCUGUCCAGAUUGUUGCGGAGUUGCAUUCUGCUCGGUAGCCUGCCGGGAUAAGGCUUGUGCCACGUACCAUCGCUUCGAAUGUCAAUAUCUCGAUCUAAUGAUCGGUUCCGGCAUGUCGAUCCUUUGCCAUGUCGCUUUGCGCAUGGUGACGCAGGCUGGCACGCCUCAGAAAGUGAUCACAGAGGGUCACAUGUUGCGUGACACGUUUUGUGCUCACACCGAGCAUCGUGACCCGGAGGAUCACUUUAAGCGUACGCUCAUGACGGCUUUUCUGUUGCGUUGCCUACAGAAAGCAGAGUUUUUUGGUCGUCGUACAACGGAAGCACCGGAACCGACUGAACAGGAGCUGGAGGUUGGUGCGGUGCUGCUUUCCGCACUGCAAUCGCUUCAGUUCAACGCACACGAGGUGUACGAAACGCGCAUCACCGGUGAGCAUCGGUUCGAUACGGCUAAGGUGCAGUACAUCGGGGUCGGCAUCUAUCGCGGUGCCUCGAUGUUUAACCACGAAUGCUAUCCGGGUGUAACGCGCUCGUUUCUCGGCACCUCGAUGAUACUGCACACUAGUCGACCGAUACCGGCCGGUGCUGUUGUGCCGGAAAACUACGGUCUACACUUUCUGCGACAGCCGAAACCCGUGCGACAGCGGAAUUUACGAUCACGCUACUGGUUUAAAUGCGAUUGCCGUGCGUGCACCGAGGAUUGGCCACAGAUGGAUAAGCUACCGGCUAAGCCACGGUUGCGCUGCCCCACUGGAGAUUGUGGUAAUGCACUUGCCUACCAUAGCAAACCAUCGCAGCGAACGGUAAAGUGUAGCAAGUGCAAGAAACAGAUCAACCUGGAGGCGAACAUGAAAAUGCUCGAAGCGAGCGAUCAACUGUGCACUACCGGGGCGGAAAUGAUGGCGUCUCAUCAGUUGGAGGACGAGCGCGUUGACGAAGCGAUCGAAUUGCUGAAGAAGGGCAUCACAUUGUUUGCUCAGGCGGCGGUCCCACCGCACAAACCAGCACACAUUGCCGAGGAAUCGUUGAGAUCUUGCUUUGCCGACAAGGGCAACGCCAAUCGCUACUGAGUGUACAUUAGCAACGAAAGGGAUACUAAAUGGGCCACAUCUCAUAUUAAAAACAAUCACGGAAUCUUUAUAAAAGACACCAAACAUGUUGGCACACUAUUCUAUUUCGAAAAGAACAUUUUUACACUGUAGCACUGCACCGUUUUCUUAUGUAUGUAUUGUUCAGUAAACGGAGUGGCGAGUUGAUUAUACCAUCACUUGAAGCACUUCACUUUCUAAUA